Messenger RNA from Mastomys coucha (southern multimammate mouse), 1308 nucleotides. RefSeq names its product apolipoprotein A5 (gene Apoa5). Bases 30 to 1136 code for a protein of 368 amino acids. The transcript has 4 exons. Gene Ontology annotation, biological process: cholesterol biosynthetic process; cholesterol homeostasis; very-low-density lipoprotein particle remodeling. Gene Ontology annotation, cellular component: blood microparticle; high-density lipoprotein particle; chylomicron. Gene Ontology annotation, molecular function: phosphatidylcholine-sterol O-acyltransferase activator activity; cholesterol binding; phospholipid binding. NCBI's taxonomy places the organism in Eukaryota, Metazoa, Chordata, Mammalia, Rodentia, Muridae. The record is from RefSeq and is a predicted model, not a curated record.
AGAACUGAGCAGGGUUCAUCGUGGAAAGCAUGGCUGCAGUCAUCACUUGGGCCCUCACCCUCCUCUCAGUGUUGGCAACCACUCAGGCACGGAAGAGCUUCUGGGAGUAUUUCAGCCAGAACAGCCAGGGCAAAGGCAUGAUGGGCCAGCAGCAGAAGCUGGCACAAGAGAGCCUGAAAGGUAGCUUCGAGCCAGACCUCUACAAUAUGAACAAUUUCCUAGAAAAGCUGGGACCCUUGAGGGGACCUGAGAAGGAGCUUCCUCCACUGGCCCAGGAUCCAGAAGGCAUUCGGAAACAGUUGCAGCGGGAGCUGGGGGAAGUGAGCGCGCGCCUGGAGCCCUACAUGGCUGCGAAGCACCAGCAGGUAGGCUGGAACUUGGAGAGCUUGAGGCAGCAGCUGAAACCCUACACAGUGGAGCUGAUGGAGCAGGUAGGCCUGAGUGUACAGGAGCUUCAAGAGCAGCUGCGCCUGGUGGGAGAAGACACCAAGGCCCAGCUCCUGGGGGGCGUGGACGAGGCGUUGAACCUGCUGCAGGAAAUGCAGAGUCGAGUGCUGCACCAUACAGACCGAGUCAAAGAGCUCUUCCACCCUUAUGCAGAACGCUUGGUGACUGGAAUUGGGCACCAUGUGCAGGAGCUGCACAGGAGCGUUGCUCCUCACGCGGCUGCCAGCCCCGCGCGACUCAGUCGUUGCGUGCAAACCCUGUCCCACAAACUCACACUUAAGGCAAAGGACCUGCACACCAGCAUUCAACGCAAUCUGGACGAGCUGCGCGACGAGCUCAGUGCCUUCCUCCGUGUCAGCACAGAUGGGGCAGAAGAAGGAGACUCCCUGGACCCUCAGGCUGUCUCCGAGGAGGUCCGCCAGAGACUGCAGGCUUUUCGACAUGAUACCUUCCUGCAGAUUGCUGCAUUCACUCAGGCCAUUGAUCAGGAGACAGAGGAAAUCCAGCACCAGCUAGCACCACCCCCACCUAGCCACAGUGCCUUCGCUCCUGAGUUGGGACACUCAGACAGUAAUAAGGCCCUGAGCAGACUGCAGAGCCGACUGGAUGACCUGUGGGAAGAUAUCGCCUAUGGCCUUCAUGAUCAGGGCCAUAGUCAUCUGAGUGACUCUGAGGGUCACUCACGUUAACCUUCCAGCUCAGAGUCUGGACCCUGAGCCGCUGGCAUAGCCUAUUAGGCAGAGGGUGGAGGGUACUGCACACUAUAGGUGAGGCCACCAAAGGUGCUGCUGUCCCAACCUACCCAGUCUCCUCAACUCCCCCACUCAGGUGCAUUACACUCAGUAGGUUUUGCAAACCCAA